CACAGCACGAAGUAGCAGCGCAUGCGAGCACUAGCUAACAUGAACUGGACUUUCUAUCUCUUUAAUGUCACCUUGCUCUGUGUCUCUUCGCUAAACAACCUCUAAUGCGAAAUAUUACACGGUCUAGCAAGUGCCAUUUGUUUCCGUGGGACAGUUAUUUGUACGAGUGGAGUAAUAAGGUAGGGAGGCAUUAGCUAGCUAACCUUAGCUAACGUGAGCUAGCCAGUGUUUCUGUUACUUGAAGGGGGCAGUUUGGUGACCUUGUUGACAGCUUAGUUAAAGUACUUUAAUACGUUAUAUAUGCUAACUAAAUACACAUUGAAACAGCAUAUGUGGCCAAGAAUGUUAAGUGGAAACAGUCGGAUAAUUGUUAACUUCCGGUAUAUCCAUUUUCAACCUUUAUAACGUCCCCUGAGUUGUUAGAGAACAAUGUCUGUCUGGGUGACAGCCAUGAGACGGGUCCUGAGCUAUUGCAGCCGCAGAUCUCUGUGGCAACAGCGCAGUUUCCUGGUGACAUCAUCAGUCAAAGAAGACACAUCCUAUUCUAGUCAACAGUUAGCUCACAUCUGGAGUACAAGACAGCAGACAUGCUUAGAUAAGAGUCUUGUUAGUUCAGUGAGGUUUUACUCACAGGGUAGAAUCCACAGUGACGACUUGGACGACAAGGAGCAGCAUCCUUCAUCUUCACGGUCACAGUCUUUGCUGCCUGCUGAGAUCCAAUCUGACGAGAGGGCCUCAAGGCAGACGCGGAGGUGGUCGCCCUUCAUUGACCAUCUGGAAAGCUGUGCCUCCCCAUCGGAGGUUUUAGACCUCACCUGUAAAUACGCACCCACGUUUCGACAGGUCAGCAACUGCCUGACCCAGAUGUGGUCCACCACGAAGAAGAUGGCAGAAGAGCAGCGACGCUACGAGCUGCAGCUUAUGUCCGAGCAUCCUGCUUUUGACAAGCUACUGCAAUUGGCCAUGAAGGGAGCGGGGCACGUGUCCAAUGAGGAUGUGGCUUUUUCUCUGCUGUGUAUGGUCAAUCUGGGUGUUCCCCAACAUAGCCGCGUGGUCCAGACGUUCCUCCGAGCCUGUCAGGAGAAUCUGAAUGACUUUGAUGAGAGAACCCUGUCCGUUUUGGCCUCCGGUCUGGAACAUAUGGAGAACUGUCCCAAUGUCCUCGCACUAAAGGAUGGCAUGAGGUUGGUAGUCGAGGCCCGUCUUCCCAGGAUCAAGAAUGUAAAGGCUCUCCAGACCAUGAUGCGCAUUAUGGGGAAAAAUGUCCCACUGGACCUCAAGCAGAAACUGGAGAGAAAGGCUCUGUCGAUGAAAGACCAGUUCAGCCUUCCCAACACCCAUUACAUGAUCUCCACUAUGGCUGUAAUGGACUUGUACUCCAAACCGCUGCUGGAAGUCUGCAGUAAGGCAUUUCAAGAAAACCUCCAUGGAACCCCCUUCAACAAAUUAUAUGUAGUCCUGCAGUCCUGUAGGCAGCUACACUACAGAGACCUUGAUCUGUUCACUGGAAUUUCAGACUACGUCGCCUCUACAAUAGACAUAUGGACUAAAAAACAGGUGAUCCUCUUUCUGUCUAUGUUCGAGAACCUCACCUUCUGUCCCGCUGCGUUAAUGGAGGCAUUUGCCGAGAAGGUGAUCACCAGUCCGGACGCUCUGACACUUCAAGACCUCCUCUGUGUCCUCAAAGUGUACUCCAAUCUUAACUAUGACCUGCAGCACCGAAGGCAACAGUUCCUGGAUAGUCUCAGCACGGCUCUGGACUCCUAUCUGCCCAAGAUGUCUGGGUUUGAGUUGUUAAAGGCUGUGUAUCACAUGUGUCUGCUGGGCCACUUCCCCUCGGCACCACUGGAGCUUCUCCUGCAGAGCAGCACACUGGAGAAGUUUAACACCACAGUACCCAAGUUUCUCCCAAACCAGGAGAAAAUGUUCCAGACGGUGAACUUGUGCCUCCGCCUUGAGUGUCCUCCUCUCCCUCAGCCCUUGACACUCCCUCCAUCUGUCCUGGGAGACCCCUUCCCCAGCAGAUCAUCAGUGAACCUGAAUCUCUCAGAGGGCCUGCGGCGUGUGUUGGGAGACCAGGCAGACACAAUGCUGCAGGAAAUGGUGACGGUGGAGAACUUCUACCUCAUAGAUGCUGUGAUAACCAAACCUCUGCAAAACCAAACCUCUGCAACAAGUGCAGGAGGAGAGUGUUCUCCAGCAGAGAGCAGUCAAAGAAUUGCAGUACUUUGCGAACCUCACUCUGGAUUCUGCUACGGUACGUCCACUCCCCGCGGCCCUCUGGCUGUCAAGAUUCGCCAUCUGAAGAUCCUGGGAUACGACCCUGUCUUGGUAACGGAGCAGGAGCUGCAGUCUGCGUCGGAGGAGUUCCUCAGGGAACGGGUUUUUCCAGAACACCAGCAAGCAGAGCAGCUGGGACCUUGAGGACAGUGUCAGACAGGUGCCAAGAGCCCUAUCUGGUUCAGUGUUCUUAAUCUGUGCAGUCAUCAUGGACACAUUGGAAGCUUUGUACAUAAUUAAGAAGGAAUAAAUAUACUGAAAUAUUUCAAUGAA
Molecule: messenger RNA, 2553 nt
Organism: Epinephelus lanceolatus (giant grouper)
Lineage: Eukaryota; Metazoa; Chordata; Actinopteri; Perciformes; Serranidae
Gene: fastkd2
Product: FAST kinase domains 2
Biological process (GO): regulation of mitochondrial mRNA stability; mitochondrial RNA processing
Cellular component (GO): mitochondrial matrix; ribonucleoprotein granule
Molecular function (GO): RNA binding
Source: RefSeq, a predicted model, not a curated record